AUGCUCCGCAACGUGAGCAAAUUCUUGUUCGGUGACGCUUCGAAAGAAUCCAUCAUCGAAAUCCCCCAAGGCGAGCUGUAUCUGGUCCGCCCACAGUCGCCCAAAGGUUACUCUGAGCUUAUCUUCAAGGACGCUGCUGCCACGAUCCGACGUACCGGCCAAGACUUUCAAUACCAGCUCGUAAUCCAGAGAGCCUAUGAAGAGGGUGAGGAGGAACUCGCGGACGACGACAGCGAGCAAGGCGCGGGCGACGGCCUAGAUAAGGACGAGAAGGUUUUCCUCCUAGACCAAACCCUCCACUUUCGCUCUGAAGUGCGUGACGGAGGCGCAAAGAUAUUGGCUUGGGAUGAUCUGAGCGGCGACGCUGGUGAUCUCUUUGAAUUCAUCUGCGACUCUUCGGUCCCAUCGGACAAAGUUGCCACUUUCGAGCUUGCCGCCCUCCAGUGUCAGUACGAACGCAAACACCGCCGCAGUGCACAGAAAGCCACCGAGGCAGAGUUAGAGGAGUUCUCAUACAACGAAGAGAAGCCCAUUCCAUCUGCGAGUCCGGUCUCUUCGCCGACCAGAAAUUCCUUGACAGCAGAAGAUUCAGCUGCAGCCAUGGCAAAAGACGUGGAAUACGCUCAGUCCAAAGGACAGAUCAAGACUGCCACUCUCGAGGAGGAACCGACGACUGCCCCGCCGUCUGCAGCCCAUCCCGAAGCCAAGGAAAUUCUCUGCAAGGAAAAUGCCGAGCUGCAUUUGUUCGACUUUUCCACUGGGACCUUUGUGCUCCAGGAGUCGGACAUCGUUGCGACUGUCUCGGAGAUCGGUACUUGGCAAUACUGGCUCCAAGUUUCUGGCAAGGACAAGGACUGGUUAGGACAGGCUGUUGUCGCCGACAUCAACCCCGUCUUCAACUUUGAAUAUCUUUCGUUUAUCUUCAACCACUACGGUGAAGAUGGUUCGGCCUACUCAUGGCUCCUGCGAUUCAAGGACCAAGCCUCGGAAGAACGGUUCCAGGAGGGUCUGAUGCAGGCGCUAUGGGAACAGCUCAAUGAAUUGAAGUGGACUAAGGUCAAGGAGAAUGACCGAGAGUAUGUUCUUGAUGCCUUCCAGGAUCUUACCAUGGAAGAUGCCGAUGACAAGCCAGAGGAAGAAGUUGAGGAAGAAGAAGAGGCCGUAGAGGAAUACGAUGGUGAUCAGGAUGAUGCUCAGCGCAGUGAACACUACGACAGCGAUGAAGAAGAAGAAGAUGUUGUCACGCGUGAUGCAGAUGGAAACGUCAACUCACAAUUGGCAGUCGGCUAUAAGCAUGAUCGAUCAUUCGUUGUGCGCGGAUCCAAGAUCGGUGUCUUCAAGCACACCGCUCACAACAACCUUGAAUUCUCCACGACUAUUUCUAAAGUCGAGACCCCUAAGGGCAAACUUUUCAGCCCCAAGAAGGUCAUGCUCCAUGCUGAGGAUCAGAAUAUGAUCCUUCAGAAUGGAGAUGAUCCCAACUCGCUGUACAAGAUGGAUUUGGAGUACGGCAAAAUCGUCGACGAAUGGAAGGUCCAUGACGAUAUUCCCGUGGAGACAUUUGCUCCCGAAAAUAAAUUCGCGCAAAUGACCGCCGCGCAGCCAUUUGUUGGUGUCUCCAAGAACGCCCUCUACCGCAUCGAUCCUCGGCUUUCUGGCAACAAGCUUGUCGAUUCGGAUCUGAAGCAGUACGCCAGCAAGAAUGACUUCUCGGCUAUGGCUACUACUGAGAAGGGAUACCUUGCCGUCGCGUCCAACAAAGGUGACAUCCGCAUGUUCGACCGUCUGGGCAUUAAUGCGAAGACACAUAUCCCGGCUCUCGGCGAGCCGAUCAUCGGUCUUGAUGUGUCUGCAGAUGGACGCUGGGUGCUGGCAACUUGCCGUACCUACCUUCUGCUCAUCGAUUCGCUGCAGAAGGAAGGCAAGAAUGAAGGCAAGCUCGGAUUCGAGCGUGCUUUCGCGAAGGACUCGAAGCCUCAGCCCCGCCGUCUUGGCCUGCAGCCCGCACACGUUGCCCAGUUCCAACACGAGACGAAACAGCCUCUCUCGUUCACCACGGCACGCUUCAACACUGGUGUCGACUCAACGGAAACUAGCAUCGUCACCGCUACCGGUCCCUUCAUUAUUACAUGGAGUAUGAAGAAGGUUAUUGCGAACCGCAAGGACCCGUACACCAUCAAGCGGUAUGGUGAGAAUGUCAUGGCCGAUAAUUUCCGGUUCGGCUCUGACAAGAAUGUCAUCGUUGCUCUGCCGAACGAGGUGAACAUGGUCGCCAAACGUACCUUCCAGAAGCCUACUCGUGAGAGCAUCGCUGGUCCCGCCACACCAAAGCGUGCGCGCAGCGGAUGGAGCAGUCGUCUUGGCAAGGAUGACAUUGUCAACUCGCCUUAUUAG
Penicillium egyptiacum is the source of this 2394-nucleotide messenger RNA. NCBI's taxonomy places the organism in Eukaryota, Fungi, Ascomycota, Eurotiomycetes, Eurotiales, Aspergillaceae. The record is from the annotation of a GenBank genome assembly.